AUGUCUGGAGGAGUGGUUUACAAGGACCUGCUCCCCAUUCCCGCAGAGGAUCCUCGUGAGGUGCAUGGCACAACACCCACCCUGACAGAUGAACCGACUGAAAGCCAUGCGUUAGCCGUGGAGGCUGCAAAGAACCCUGAGCUUGCUGGGGCAGCUCAGAUGCCUCAUGGAGAAGAAGUGAUCGACCUGGGCUGGAAUGAACCUAAAGAGAAGGUGGAGGCGCCACUGGUUGGAGGAUUGGGCAACGAGGAUCUAUGGCUGCUGGUUCGACGGUUCAACAAGCAAAUGUAUCAUGUGAAAGAGAUUCCAAACCCACCUCCAGGUGGACUUGAUCUCAACAUUGCAGACGAAGAAGAAUUCUCCCCCGACAAAUUGAGGAGCAACAUCGAGCGUCUCUACAUGACUAUCGGCCUUGGCCUAAUGGGCUUCGGAAAGCAUAUCAUGCGGCUGCGAUCAUGGCGCGAGACUCGGCGCACGUCCUGGUUUUGCGCUGCGUACUUUGCCGCUUGGUUCCUCGAUCUACUGGUCCCUGUCCUCUCUCUCACUGCCGUGGCACUCAUUGCCUAUCCACCAAUACGUCCUAUUAUGUUCCCACCGGCCCCCAUCGCUUUGGUCUCCGCUAAGACUGGAGGUAUCCAGAAGCCAAAGUCUGGCACCUUGGGCAGUCAUGAUAGUGCCACUGGCGCCCCUGAGAAUCACAAGGGCGAAGCUGUUGAGCAGGAGGCGAGUAACUUCGUUUCCGGAGUCGCUUCUAUAGCACUGUCCAGCGCGACCGGAAAGCAUCCUCAAGGUGAACCACCAGCAGGAGAUGACUCUUCGGCAGAUGCUGUUCCGGACCCGACUUCAAUCGCAAUUGGCGCUGCUGAUGCGAAGGACAAAGCUGCCGGUGGCAUUCCUACAAAGAAGCAUGACAAGACGAAAGUACCUAUGGAGACUGCCAUGUGGAGCAAGAUGCGGCCGAUCAUGCAUGGUAUCGCUGAUGCAACCGACACUUGGGAGCGUUUCGCAAAUGCACUCUCACCUACGCCCCCCUUUCCCCAAGACCGAUAUCGCAUCCGCUUAGCUGCUGUCCUCGCACCCAUUGUUUUCCUGUCUCUCUUCAUCACAUCCUACAUGUUCAUGAAAGGUCUCACCUUCGGUGUGGGCUUCGGUUUCUUUGGCGAUCCUAUCAUCUUGCCAGCAGCCAGGUACUUGAACCGGGAGUUCCCUAAUUGGCAGAAACUCCUAGAGCUCCGCAACACCCUUCUCAAAGGUGUCCCAACCAACGCCCAGCUAACCAUUACUCUCCUCCGUAUCGGUGAAGCAAACAAGGCACCUCUCCCACCUCCCCCUCACAUCGCCGAACCACCCCCAGACAAGCCCGCGGAUAUCAGCGAAGAGGAACUCCGCGCCACCGGCGCCGACUACCCGCUCAAUGCCACCCAAGAGGAGCUCGACGAAGCCAUGACGCACGACCCGACCACCGCCCACGAGACGGCAGGUCCCGACAUUGACUCCGCAAAGAAUCAAAAGCACGGCAAAAAGGGCACUAAGAUCCUUAACUUCUUUAAGGGCACUGUCAAAGGCGGCGUCGAAACUACCAUCGGCGCUGACAAGGUCAAAGCCAAGGUCGGCGACAUGCAUGCGAAGAACCGUCUCGGUGCCGUUCAGAAGCCUGACGAGAAUCUCAAGUCUGGUCCUGUCGAGUUCAAAGCGAGAUACCACGGCCACAAGGGACACGUGUACAUUACGACGAAGGCUACCAUCCCCUGCGUUGCGUUCUCCACAGACAGCACGAUCGAGAAGGUCGGUACGGAACAGAGAGAGGACUUGCAUCCUCAGUGGAGCAUUCCCAUCGGCGAGAUCAGCGAGAUGCGUAAGGUCGGCGGAUAUGGCUGGAAGGCUAAGCUUGUCGUCGGCUGGGCGAUGGGCAGGGAGGUUGCGGACGGCUUGGAAAUUGUGUUGAAGGACAAGCCUCGGAUGCCGGGGGAGAAGACCACGAAGCCUGGCGAGCCGAUCAAGUAUAAAGUGACUGCUGUGCCGCUGCGAGACGAGCUCUUCAAUCGGCUGGUGAGUAUGGGUGGGCAGAAGUGGGAGUGCUGGUAA
Messenger RNA from Paraphaeosphaeria sporulosa, 2085 nucleotides. RefSeq lists its product as uncharacterized. NCBI's taxonomy places the organism in Eukaryota, Fungi, Ascomycota, Dothideomycetes, Pleosporales, Didymosphaeriaceae. The coding region runs from base 1 to 2085 and encodes 694 amino acids. The record is from RefSeq and is a predicted model, not a curated record. The transcript has 3 exons.